Zea mays is the source of this 1407-nucleotide messenger RNA. RefSeq lists its product as uncharacterized. The transcript has a single exon. The coding region runs from base 457 to 831 and encodes 124 amino acids. The record is from RefSeq and is marked predicted. NCBI's taxonomy places the organism in Eukaryota, Viridiplantae, Streptophyta, Magnoliopsida, Poales, Poaceae.
CCAACAGCAGAGCACAACAUCCUCUCCACUCGGAUCCCCAAGCCCUCGCCUCCAGCUCUUGCCACGGCAUACAUCCCUUGCUCGUACCUCCACCCGGCCACGUCCUCGCCGGUGGCCAGCGCCGAUGCAUCGCCCUUCCUAGCGUCGACCUUGGCACCGCUUCCCCGAGCGCCCCAGUCGAGCUCGCCCCUCCCCUCAACCAUGGACACGACGAUCUGCAGCCCUUCUUGGUGGCCGAGCCCAUAUUCCUACUCGCGCCCCCUCUUUUUCCACCUCUACGUGUAUCAGCUCGCCCAGCCCCAACUCCUCUGUCUUUUUCCUGCUCGCCCAUGGCGCCGGCUCCCUGCUCGGCUCCUCUGCUGACCGUGCGCUGCUCCCUGUUGUUCUGGUUGCCGUGCGCGCGAAACUGCUCUGGUCGACUGUGUCUGUACCCCAGGCCCAGAUCGACAUGGCCUCAUGCUCGGCCUACUCCAGAUUCGUAGCUUGUCGCUCUGUAUGCUCGACCUUGCCUUGUCGCCGAACCCCAACGCCGUCGACCUUCAGCUCCGUGCCUUGUCCCUGGCUGCGCGCGUGUGCUUCACUAUUUGGUUAUCAUCGCGCAAGCUCCUCUGUUGGGCUCGCCAGCCGCCAUUGUCCUACCCGCGCCAGCACGCGACCGUGGUCGUGUUCGUCGAAUUCGCCAACGCUCUGUUGCCGAUUCGACUAUCGUCGUUGUUGUGUGCCUCGCUGCGUGCUCGCUGGGUGUCAUCUGUUGUAUCCAGCACUUGUGCUUGCCGCUGGCUAGCGUUAACGCUCGCGCCUGCUCGUUGUCACUGCUCGUUGUUACCCUAGCUAUUGAACCCGUCCUCCCUGGCUCGUGACUUCGUCGUCGCCUGAGCUCGCGCUAACCUGCUCGACCCCACCUCACCAGCUCGCUCCAAAUUCGAUCUUGCCAUCGUUCCGAACAUCAUCAAGAAAACCCAAGAGUCGGGUGAAGACGAAGCUAGCAGCGUGAUAUUCACCAAGUGCUCGACAAAAGCUCCAUUCUAUACUCGUCAGCUGUUCGAUAGAGGACUUCAACUAAAGGUCGUCGUCGUUCAGGCAACUACCAGAUUGAAUUGAGAUGUGGUGAGCCAAUUCACUAUUUUUAUUAUUGAUUUUAUGAUCGGGAAAUAAGACGCUUAGUUUGCGUAUGAAGUUUAAGUUAGAAUACCAGUGAUGCGAGGUGUGCUUCGGUGUAUUUAGUUAUCAAGUAUAUUCGAACUAGUUCUAUUUUGCAGAGUGUAGUAUUUCGGUGACGCGUAGGUUAAGUUUAGUAUUUUAAGCAAGUAUCGAUAAGUCUGUCGAUGCUAAUUGUGUUCAGUGAGUGUAAGUUGAAGUCAAUAAUUUGCGUUAGGAGUCUUAUAAUAGUAAGCCUAAGUUCAUUAA